This is a messenger RNA of Brachypodium distachyon (stiff brome), 1890 nucleotides long. RefSeq lists its product as uncharacterized. The record is from RefSeq and is a predicted model, not a curated record. NCBI's taxonomy places the organism in Eukaryota, Viridiplantae, Streptophyta, Magnoliopsida, Poales, Poaceae. The transcript is spliced from 3 exons. Bases 292 to 1422 code for a protein of 376 amino acids.
GGAGGCUCCUCCCGUUUGAACCCGCUCCCCUCGCUCCCUGGGUUUACCUUCGGCUGUAAGCUGUGAAAAGAAAAGAAAAAAGGAAAGGGGAAGUGGGAGACGAAAAAUCAGGGCUCGCCGUGAAGAGAAUGGCCGCUGCCGUCGCCGGCGAACGGGCCUUGUAGCGGGUGAUUUUUUUGUUGGACUGGUAGUAGUAGUGGUUGGUAUCGGACUGGUGGUGGUGGUUGGUUAGAGUUGGGGGAUUUGGGGGGCGAGAUGGUGUGGUUGUAGUGGUUGGGAUUCACGCGAUCGAUGCCGUUCCAGCUCAAGGGCGGACACGCGGCGGCCCAUCCCCAGCACGGCGCCAUGGACGGGAAGCCGCCGCCGCUGCCUGCACCGCCCGCGCCCGCGCCCGCGCCGCCGAGGGUCUCCAGGCUCCGGAGGCUGCUGGUGAGGGUCUCCGCCUCGGAGCGCCCCCCCCUCCCUGCCGCGGACGGGAAGGAGAAGGAGAAGGACGACGUCGGGUCGGUGGGGCUUGACCGCAUGGUGCUCAGCUUCAUGGAGGAGUCCGCGGCCGCCGUCGAGCGGCCCCCGCGCGGGCGCUGCAACUGCUUCAACGGCAGCAACUACGAGGAGAGCGACGACGAGGAGGACUUCUUCCUCCCUUCCGGCCACGCCCCCGCGCCUUCCUCCGCCGCGGCCGGCGACACCUUGGAGGCUCUCAAGGGUCUUGUGCAGAGCGCGAGCCUCGCGGAGCGGAACCUUCUCGCCGACGCGUCCGGGAUCGCGGAGAGGUGCAGCAAGACCUGCAAGGGCAAGGCGCAGUGCCGCCGCGCGGUGGUCGACGGCCUCAAGGCCCUCGGCUACGAUGUCGCCAUCUGCAAGUCGCGCUGGGAGAAGACGUCCUCCUACCCCGCAGGCGAGCACCAGUACAUCGAUGCGGUGGUGGGGGAAGGGGUGAGGCUCAUCGUGGAGGUGGAUUUCCGGUCCGAGUUCGAGGUGGCGCGCUCGACGAAGGCGUACCGCGCGGCUCUCCAGGCGCUGCCGCCGCUGUUCGUGGGCACGCCGGAUCGUCUCGGGCAGAUCGUGGCCGUCGUGGCGGAGGCGGCGAGGCAGAGCCUGAAGAAGAAGGGCCUGCACUUCCCGCCGUGGCGGAAGCCGGAGUACAUGCGCGCCAAGUGGCUGUCCCCGCACGUCCGCUUCGGCGACAAGGCCGCCGUCGCCCCGUCCCCCACCGCCGCCUCCUCGACGGCUACGGCGACGCAGGUGUCGGCGGCGAGCUUCUCCGGCGAGUUCGAGCUCCUGUUCGGCAUGAACCAGGGCGGGGAUUCCGCCGCCGCCAGCGAGAAGAUCACGGUGGUGGUGUCGCCGUGGCGCCCGACGGAGGAGGCGAGCAAGACGCCCAGGGCGAAGGUCGUCACGGGUCUCGCCGCCGUCCUCUGAUCGUGGCGAGGUGGACAAUAACUACAGUAGCAGUCACUCGCCGCCCCGCUCCAAUUUUCCAUCCCUAUUUUCCGUUUCUUUUUCCUCCGCGCGGCCUCGAUCCGUUUCCGGGUCCAGUUUUUGGUGUUUCGGUGUUUUUCCGGGGUUUUUUUUGUUUCGGAAAAGAUAAGAAAACACUUUGCCACCGAUUUCCCCUUCCUUCUUUUUGACACCCCCCCCUCUGUAAUUUUGGCUUUCGGCAAUCGGCAUGAGAGGAGCUUGUGCCCCCUUCUGCCGAGUAGUAGUAGUAGCUCUAUGAGAAGAGAUGAAAUUAAUGAGGUUUCUUGGUGCGAACCUCCUGCUCUUGCUCUGCUUGUAGGAAUCAAUUAAUCACUUACCAUCCCUGCGAGUGCUGGUACUUGUUAUUGCUAUGGAAGAGAUAUGAUCAAUGAGUAAUAAUAAUACAAGUAUAUGACAUUUCGUCUGAAA